This is a messenger RNA of Dendrobium catenatum, 2169 nucleotides long. RefSeq lists its product as uncharacterized. The transcript is spliced from 15 exons. Gene Ontology annotation, biological process: nucleotide transport. Gene Ontology annotation, molecular function: ATP:ADP antiporter activity. The record is from RefSeq and is a predicted model, not a curated record. Gene Ontology annotation, cellular component: membrane. The coding region runs from base 113 to 1645 and encodes 510 amino acids. NCBI's taxonomy places the organism in Eukaryota, Viridiplantae, Streptophyta, Magnoliopsida, Asparagales, Orchidaceae.
UAUUGCAACCGAAUGCAUUUCCCAUGGGAAACAUGAAAAUGACGAACCGCUGACUCUAUCCGUGCGUCCUCUUCAAGCAAGCGUCGUGCUGCGGAUAGUAGCGCCGAGGCCGAUGCUUCCGCCGGCGAGGAAAACGAUGGCGUCACGAUGUCGCUUGGAGUCGAUCGUCUCCACGAUUGUUUCUGUCCAUCCCCACGAGAUUCCUGCUUUGAUUCACUCCUCUUCCUGCUUCUUCUUCCUCCUGAGCGCCUAUUUUGUGAUUCUUCCACUGCGGGACGAGGGAGCUAUAUCUUUGGGCCUAGACCACCUCCCAGGACUCUUCAUGGGGUCUCUGAUUCUGACGCUCGUUGCCGCCCCUGUCGCAACGCUAAUAUUCUCGCUACCGCAUAUCUCCAAAGCCAAGGCAUUGGUCUAUAUACACAGAUUUUUCAGUUUAUCCCUUAUUUUUUUCCUUUACCUGUGGUAUGCAUCUUCUGAUGGACCAACAGUAUCAACAUCCAAGUCUUUAGUUUCUCAUUCUUCAUCACCUGAGGAUAUAGGCAGUUCUGGAACCCCAGAGGGUCAUACAAUUCAUGAUGGGUGGGGUAAUCAUGGUUGGUUUUAUAUAAGUGUCCGUAUUGGAUUAUUCCUUUGGGUUUCCUUGCUUAAUCUUAUUACAAUAUCAUCAACAUGGGCACGGGUGAUUGAUAUCAUGGACAAUGAGGUAGACUUGCAGUCAGGUUCAAGAUUGUUUGGCUUUGUUGGUGCUGGUGCUACACUUGGACAGUUAUGUGGUUCAUUAUUUGCUGCAAGCAUGGCUUGGCUAGGACCAUUUUUGCUCCUAGUUUCUGCUCUAUUGAUGGAGCUCGCGGCACAAUCAUCUAAAGGGAUCAUUCUUGAUCGAAACCGUGUUCCAGGAGAAUUAUCUUGUACAAGGGAAGAUAAGCAUUUUGAAGCUGAUGAUGAAAAAUCUACUCUUAUACAAUCUUCUCCCAAAUCACCUGCUUUCAUAGCAAAAUAUCAAUUUUUUGUUGUGCUAGAAGGGCUAUGGAUGAUAGUUUCAUCAACUUAUCUCAUAUGCGUGUCUUUAUUUCUUUGGCUGAGUGCAGUUGUUUCCUCAUUCUUCUAUUUUCAGAAAGUAACAAUAAUUGCCAUGACUGUUACCAGCCCUGUUGCGAGAAGAAGAUUGUUUGCUCUAAUAAACAGCUUCAUUGCUGUUUUUAUAUUUGCCGGACAACUUACUCUAACGGGUCGCAUUCUUACAGCUGCUGGUAUCACAGUUGCUAUUUGUGCAGCCCCAUUUGUUGCGAUUGCAAAUAUGGUUGCACUUGCUGUUUGGCCUACAUGGAUUACCGUGGGUGUCUCUGAAACCCUUAGAAAGGUAAAUACAUAUGUUGUUACGAGGCCUGGAAGAGAACUCUUGUUCACUGUUGUUUCACAGGAGGAAAAGUACAAAGCCAAGGUCUGCAUAGACGUUAUUGUUCAAAGACUUGGUGAUGCAACUGCUGCUGCAAUUUAUAAAAUACUUUUUGGAAACCUUAACAAGGGGCCAUCUUCAGUUUCUAUUUAUGCUUUACCGUUAUGCUUUUUGUGGUUAGCCAUUGCGUAUCAUUUGGGUAAUCGCCAAGCCAAUCUUGCGAUGUUGCAGGCUACAUCUGCUCAUUAGCUUCGUUAAAAAAUAUAAAGAAGGUGAAUCACGCAGGGGGGAUUGCCUGAAAUUACACACAAAAUUAUAUACAACUUGAUUUCAAAAUAGAACGUUUACUUCAUAAAAAUAGCCAUAGUCUACACAUUUUGCGGCAACAUCAUUAGUUUUAUUUAAAUAUUUAUCAGAACAUUCACUUUACAUCCCAAAAGUUAGUAGAUCCAUGGUACUAAUUGUAGGUCCAUUUAGCUGUUAUUAUACUGGUUUCGUUCUCUCAUCUGUUGGGCUACGUGAUAUUGUGAACGCAGGAUAGGAGGUUUUUAUAUUGAGUAGUUUCAAUUUCUGACUCUGCUGAGAGCGCCCCAAGUUUUUUGUUCCAUAUUGUAAUGUCAUGAAAUUCCAUAUGUGAUGGGCCAGAGCAGGAGAUUUGUGGAUCUAAUUAGACUGGCUAAAGAUAACCAACUGGAAUCCAUUUUUAUAAUGUACUCUUUGACAUUAAUUUAUGCGGUUUAAACUUUCUGGUCAAAUGAUGUUUAGAUUUUAAA